UCUCCGGGUGUGAAGGAGUUAACGGAGAGGGCGGAACACUGCACCGGCCGCAGUAGAUGAUCGCAAUAUUGAUAGCGAGAGGAGCGGAGACGCCACGGAGAUCGUUUGGGAAAUUCUAUUUGGAUUUCAUUUGCAACGUGACGCGCACGUAUUGACCUCGCUCGCGUUUUUCUGGAUGAUACCGAGGGAACGCGACGCGAGUACCACACACACGUCGCGCCGAUUCCGAAGCGGAUACAAAUGUAUCUGUGAAUUUAACAUUGUAUCAUCGCGUAGAGAUGCGCAGACGCGGGUCGCGUAGAGCAGGUGGAUGAGGAGGAAGAUUCAUCUCAUCAUUUGAAUGAAUAAUUACUGAUUUUAAACAGCUGGGAGGAACCCCGAAGGCGCAAUGGUCACAGUUCACGCAACAGCCCUGCUCGGGUUCGAACCCGCAUUCGCCGGGUCACCUGUGUGAGAACCCGCGCGCCACAGUCAUGCUGCCCGGGGUGGGUGUGUUCGGCACCAGUCUGACGGCUCGGGUCAUCAUCCCUCUGCUGAAGAGCGAGGGCUUCUCGGUGAAGGCGCUGUGGGGUCGCACGCAGGAGGAGGCGGAGGAGCUCGCGCGCGACAUGAACGUGCCCUUCUACACCAACCGGAUCGAUGACGUGCUGCUGCACUCGGAUGUGGAUCUGGUGUGCAUCAACCUCCCGCCGCCGCUCACCAAACAGAUCGCCGUUAAGACGCUGGGAAUUGGCAAAAACGUGAUCUGUGACCGGACGGCGACGCCGCUGGACGCCUUCCGCAUGAUGUCGGCGGCCCAGUACUACCCGAAGCUGCUGAGCAUCAUGGGUAAUGUGCUGCGCUUCCUCCCUGCUUUCGUCCGGAUGAAGGAGCUGCUGGAGGAGGGUUACGUGGGCGAGCUCCUGGUCUGCGAGGCGCAGGUUCACGGCGGGAGUCUCCUCGGGAAGAAGUACAACUGGAGCUGUGAUGACCUGAUGGGGGGCGGCGGGCUGCAUUCGGUCGGGAGCUACAUCAUCGACCUGCUCACGUUUCUAACGGGCCGGCGUGCGGCGAAGGUGCACGGCUUCCUCAAGACGUUCGUCAAGCAGACGGAUCACAUCCACGGGAUCCGGCAGAUCACCAGCGACGACUUCUGCACCUUUCAGAUGGUGCUGGAAGGAGGCACCUGCUGCACGGUCACGCUCAAUUUUAACGUCCCGGGAGAGUUUCGGCAGGAGGUUGUGGUGGUCGGUACGUCUGGAAGGUUGACGGUUUGCGGGACGGAUUUGUACGGACAGAAGAACGACGGCAAAAGCGGUCAGGAGCUUCUUCUUAAGGACAACACACCUGUUGGAAACGCAUCCCUACCGGACAAAGCGUUCCGGGACAUCCCGUCUCCGUAUCUCACCGGCACCAUCUGCAUGGUUCAAGCCGUACGGCAGGCGUUUCAGGAUCAAGACGACCGGCGGACGUGGGACGGACGGCCGCUGACGAUGGCCGCCACUUUCGAGGACUGUCUGUACGCGCUUUGCGUCGUGGACACGAUCAAGAAGUCCAAUCAGUGCGGCGAGUGGCAGAACAUCGAGGUGAUGACGGAGGAACCGGAAAUCAGUCCUGCGUACCUGAUCAGCGAGGCCAUGCGGCGCAGUCGGAUGUCUCUGUACUGCUAGCGCGGCGCGUGAGUGAAUGUGCAUGGAUGCAUACUGAGCUCAAUGCAUUUGGAAAACUGCAGAAGUUCAUGCAACUAAAGGAAACAUGCAUCUGUGUGCAACAAGCAUGGAGUUAAAUGCUUUAAAACAUCAGCUCCUGGGAUUUGUUUGGUGUCAAGUAUGCAAUAAAUAUGCUUUCAGAUUGAAAACAACCACGGGGAAAUGCUUUUGUACUUGUGAUAUGUUUGUAGGACAUGCAGGAUAUUUUCAGCGUCGUCUAUCUGAAACGAUGAAGCAUCCGUCAGCACGUGUUUAAUGCAAACACACACUCCUGUGUCAAGCAUGAAAUCUCCACUCGCACUGUAAACUACUGGAUUCUACUGUGUGUUACGAGCUCGAUCUGGACAAACACGAUCCGAUGUUUCUGCUUUGUUAAUACUGAUAUAUUUCAAAUCCCGAUGUUUGUACGUGUUUGACUGGUAUCUUGAUUGUCAUAGCUGUGGCUUUACGGUCCCGUGUUUUCCACCUGUAAGAUUUUGAAUUGUAAAUCUGCCAAAUAUGAAAAGGCAAACGUCACGUCAUGUUAACCGUCGGUGGUUCUCAACUGGUUUUGCUUCAGGAUCUGACAUAAUGUGUUGACCCAAAAUCAUCUUCAAAUCAAACGCUGUAAUGAUAUUAUAUGCCACAGGUCAAAAAUUUGGAAUGUGCUUAUGUUUUAUGCUUAUAAGUAACUAUUAUUAAUAAUUGGGCCAUGAUAAUAAUAAUAACAGAAUGAUUUCUGAAGAUCAUGUGACACUGAAGCUUGGAGUAAUGAUGCUGAAAAUUCAGCUUUGAUCACAGAAAUAAAUUACAUUUUACUAUAAAUAUUCACAUAGAAAACAGCGAUUUUAAAUUAUAAUAAUAAUUCACAAUAUUACUUGUUUUAGUCUAUUUUUAUCAAAUAAAUGCAGUAUUGGUGAGCAGAAGAACAAAGAACAUAAAAAAAUCUCAAUAUUUCAUACUUUUGACUAUUAGUGCGUAUAAUAUUAAUAUAUAAUAAACUUUUUAGACCCAAAUAUAUGCAUAGUUAAUAACAUGAUAGACUGUAUAGGAAAACGAUUUUGUAAAUGCAUAAAUAGUAGCAGAAAUGUUAUUUAUCAUAUGUGUAUUUAAUGUCAUCAUCUGGAUUAUAUUUAUUUUUUUACCUGAUGUAGAUUUGCUCCUGAUUUUUGCUAUUUUUUCUGUCUCAUCUGACUGUUUUCUGAGAAAAGACAGAUGAUUUUAUUGAAAUCAUGUGGACGAAUGACAGAAAGAUGCUUUUUCUCCUUACUAUACUUGAUUAUAGUUGCAUUUUAUUUAUAAUUUCCCCCUCGAAUUUUCCAGUUGUGAAACAGUUGAGAACCGCUGCUUAAGACUGUUGAGGAACGUUGCACUUCUUUGAGGCCCAGCAAAUGCCUUUUUUAAGCCUGAAAAAGAUCAACCAAACUGUUUCAGACGUGCUAAAGGUGCUCGAGAGCUUUCAGUCUGAAGAUGUAUUGGUGUAUAUCUAGUUUAGGAGACAUCAUUCAUAUUUAAAUGCAGUUGUCAGUACUGAAACCUUGCUGUGUGUAUAUGGCUUGAGUUCUCAAGAUGAUUAACAUACUGAAAAGAUUUUAAAAUCAGAUUUUUGAGUCCAUAUGUUUUGCUAAGCUCAAUUCUGCAGUAUUUUAUUUGCUGUAUGCAUGCACUGGAGACCGGUGUGUUGGUGGUCGUCCAUCACUGUGCAACUUCUCACUGCGUCACGACGAAAGACUGGAGAGUCCAACCAUGUGGCUGUGUUUUAUGCGUAUUUUAAUGCUGCUUGGAGAAACACCUGCUGUACAUUACUGGAAACAUGCUCUGUGUAGUUUAGAAAUGGUAUUUAUUUCUUAUUCAGAGUGUUUCAUAUCAAAUCAGGAAGUGUGUGUACUGUGAGACAGGAAAUAGAGGCCUUUGCUUGUGCAUUUCUACAGGAAGUGUGAUGUCAGCGAUUAAAAGUCCCAAACUAAACAUGUCCCGGUUUCUCUCGCAAAUGUGAUUCACUGGAUUUUUUUACUGAAACCAUUUCUUGGUUGAAAGUAAUAGAAAUGUUUCUUCAAGGAAAAAUCAUCUCUGUUGGACAAGAAAGCAUUUAAUAUCAUUCUCUCCCAGGCAACUUACACAGAAGCAGCGAGUAACGCUGCUAAAUUUAAUAUUUCAGAAAACAAGGGCCAUAAAUUGAGCAUUUUGAGUAAGCAAAACAGUGCAUAUUUACAUAAGUCAAAGCACAAACUGUAGCUUUAUACUGCUGCAAUCAUCGUGAUUCAGUGAAAUAAAGACUAGUCUAAUAUUUUGCAAGCGAUAGAUUUAUGUAGCGAUAAAACGAUCAACUGAGUCUUGCUGAGUCUGAGGAGGUUAAGAGCUCUCAAAGGUCUCAUUUAGUAAUUUUGAUAAUUAUGACACAAGCUGAACAGCAUAAGCUAAAGUGUAUGGAAGCCCAAUUAAAAAAAA
Carassius auratus (goldfish) is the source of this 4115-nucleotide messenger RNA. Its product is annotated as glucose-fructose oxidoreductase domain-containing protein 1. The transcript has 2 exons. Lineage: Eukaryota; Metazoa; Chordata; Actinopteri; Cypriniformes; Cyprinidae. The record is from RefSeq and is a predicted model, not a curated record. Gene Ontology annotation, molecular function: nucleotide binding. The coding region runs from base 474 to 1649 and encodes 391 amino acids.